CGGUGCAGAAAGUGGCGCGAGUGAAGGCCCCGAACAAAUCCCUGCCCUCGGCCGUGUACUGCAUCGAGGACAAGAUGGCCAUCGAUGACAAGUACAGCCGGCGGGAGGA
This is a messenger RNA of Zonotrichia albicollis (white-throated sparrow), 109 nucleotides long. Lineage: Eukaryota; Metazoa; Chordata; Aves; Passeriformes; Passerellidae. The record is from RefSeq and is a predicted model, not a curated record.